Messenger RNA from Daktulosphaira vitifoliae (grape phylloxera), 818 nucleotides. It is a transcript of the gene mRpL21, whose product is annotated as 39S ribosomal protein L21, mitochondrial. Gene Ontology annotation, molecular function: structural constituent of ribosome. Gene Ontology annotation, cellular component: ribosome; mitochondrial large ribosomal subunit. The transcript has a single exon. The record is from RefSeq and is a predicted model, not a curated record. NCBI's taxonomy places the organism in Eukaryota, Metazoa, Arthropoda, Insecta, Hemiptera, Phylloxeridae. Bases 128 to 706 code for a protein of 192 amino acids.
UAGUGAAAAAAUUAUAUAAAUCAUAGUUAAAGCUAACAAUGUUGUCGAUUAACUUAUUUAAAUAAGUUAUCUUAUUUUUUAGUUAUAGUAUUAUCAUUUGAUAAUUGUAUACAAAUUUCUAUUAAAUAUGUUUUUGAAUAAUGUUUGUAAAUUAGUGAGUAAAACUUUUCAAAAUGUACCAAGUAGUCGAACAAUUAUUUCAAAUCCUUCUCUUCGCACUUAUGGUACGUUACUAAAUCAAGAGUAUAUAGUUGAAAAUAAAGAAGAAGAUAAUAAAUUUACCAAUGAAGUUUUAAAAAAUGUAAAUGAAGCUAUUAAGAAUUCCAAUCGUUUGUUUGCCGUGGUACAUAUAUGUGGUAAACAAUUUAAAGUAACUGAUAAUGAUUUGGUUUUAAUUGAUGGUUAUUGGCCACCAAAUGUUGGCGAUCGAGUGAAAUUUCAAAAGGUUUUGCUUGCUGGGGGUAUUGAUUUUACCCUGAUUGGAACACCUAUAUUAGAUCCUGAUACUGUUCAUGUUAAUGCAACAGUUGUCGAUAAAGAUCUAUCACAUACACGAACCAAUUUUAAACGUUUAAAACGUAAGCAGUAUAUGAGAAUUAACUUUAUUCGCAAAGAAAUAACAACUCUACGCAUUAAUUCCAUUAGGAUAGUUCAAGAUGUUGGGAAUAGGAAGGAUAUACAAUCUAUGGGAAUGUGUUCAUUUUAAUAAGACACUAAAAUUAUGUUAAAAUUAUUGUGUAAAAUAUAAUAAUGUAGUUUGAAUGAUUUUAAAGAUAUUGUUAAAUAAAAAAUGUUAAUAAAACAAACAUUUUACUUAA